GAGCUAUGAGAUCAAACUAGUGAACUUAGAUUCGUGUUAGAGAUUGGUAAGUUGUUUUAGAGGGGUGAAAAUGUAAAUAAGUCUUUGAUAAUUUGAUCACCGAAAUUUCUUUGGGAUUAGAGAGACAUGAGAGUUUGUGAAAGUAUGGACAACACACCGGGACAAAUGCAUAGAGACUAGAGUUGUGAAUUGGUGUGGUCAUGUGAAUUAUUAAUCUUUCAACACUGUUCCUUGAAUACAACAAUUAAAAAGUGGAAGACGCCGUGGAUUUAGCCAAACCUCUUGUUCCUGAAAUCCUAUAUAGUUUUGACUUCCGACAACCUUCCUCUUGUUGUUAUUGUUUUGUCAUAAGCCCCAACAGGAUGAUCUAUUUGUCCUAAACGGCAACACGAGUCUGGUAAAUAAUCUUAUCGGAUCAUUUGGUAUUGAAUGAUAUGAUGUGUGUUAUGAAAGUAGACAAACUCCACAAGGCAAGUAGAUUUAUACAGAGCCUAUCCAAAUGCUUUAUCUAUUCCACACACUUUGUCUGCUCCACUAGUUCAACAUGACCAACCUUUUUAAUGGAUGGUAAACGUAAUUAGUUGCACAAAUCUUUUGUUCUUCAAAAAUUCUUGUUAUAGUUUUGAUGAAAUAUUUGUUUUUGGGAUAAAGUCUGGCAAGCUAAUUAUUCCUGUCACCAACAGUUACUAAAGUGAACUUUUGCCAACCCUUCUCCAUUCAUAGCUUCUUCACCUUUAUUCUCCAAUUCCAUAUUGGCAUCAAUCAAUUAAAAUCGAAAACCAAACAAGUAAAGCCGACAAUAAUCUCUUUUGUACCACAACCUUUUGUUUUUUCCCUAAUAGAAAAAUGACAAUAGUUUAUUAUUACCACUACCAAACUCCCAAUGACUUAAUACAUGUAUAUAAGCAAAGAUUCAUCAAAAGGUUAAAAGUGCAAUGAGAAGUGAGAAACGAAGCACACACACAAGAUCCAAUAUGGAAGAAGAAAACAACACAAUCAUCAUGACGUCACUCUCUACUCUUUCUCCUUCACACCUCACGAAUCUUACUCACACCAUUCUUUCUCUCUCCCACCACCACCGCCGUCGUCUCGCCUCCGUCCUCUCCUCUCCGACGCUUUUCUCCCUCACUCUCCGCCACCUCCUUUCUCUCUCCCUUCCUCAGAAAACCCUCCUCAUCGCUACUCACCUCCUUUCUCUUCUCCACCCUCUCCUACUCCACCGUAACCACCACUCUCUCCCCUCCUCCGCCGCCGCUAUGAAGCUCCGGGACCUCGACGCGGUGGUGCUCCUCCUCUUUCUCUGCGAAACGCAUCAGCUAGAUCCAGAUGUUCUAGAAGCUUCAGCUGAUAAUUGGCGGGAAAUCCUCGGUGCUAUGUGCUCUGACACUAUGUUAAACAGUAUCUCCGGUCUAUGGACUUGCGACGCCGGAAUCUUGAUGCCUUACAUAGAAACUCUAGUUAGGUGCAAAAGAUUCGUCGACAUAAUGGGAGGCUACCACCACCGUCGUCUACGAGGAGAGAAAGAAGGAUAUGAAAUCCCGGCGGCUAGAGCGGCUGUGGUGGCGCUACGCGGGGUUGAGGUGUUGAACGCCGCCGGAGAAGUAGAAUGCGUGAUUUGCAAGGAAGAGAUGAGUGAAGGAAGAGAUGUUUGUGAAAUGCCAUGUCAGCAUUUGUUCCAUUGGAAGUGUAUUUUGCCAUGGCUUAGCAAGAGGAACACGUGUCCUUUCUGUAGGUUUCAACUUCCCACCGACGAUGUCUUCUCCGAGAUCCAGCGGCUAUGGGACAUCCUCGUCAAGACCAGCGAGUUACACGUGGCGUGAUGGUUACACGUGCAUGAUACGUGUAUAUGAGUAUAUCGUUAUCUAUACUAGAUGUGUCAAGUACUAUAAGUAUGUAUGUAUAGAUAGGAAUGUUCGGACCGUUUUGAUCUCUAGAAUUUAUGCUAGUUUUUUUCAUUUUGAUAAGGACACAUGUGGUUUUAGACUAAUAUGACAACAUUUCUUGUUAUAAACUGUGACAACGACGAAUUUCGUAUAUUAAAACAAUGUUUUUUUGUUGCUUUU
Brassica rapa (field mustard) is the source of this 2063-nucleotide messenger RNA. RefSeq names its product E3 ubiquitin-protein ligase SGR9, amyloplastic. Gene Ontology annotation, biological process: protein ubiquitination. Gene Ontology annotation, cellular component: cytoplasm. Gene Ontology annotation, molecular function: ubiquitin protein ligase activity. The record is from RefSeq and is a predicted model, not a curated record. NCBI's taxonomy places the organism in Eukaryota, Viridiplantae, Streptophyta, Magnoliopsida, Brassicales, Brassicaceae.